CCGUCGUAGUCGCGGCCGCCCGGGUCUCGCUCGCCCCUCCUCCAGCUCCCCCGCCCGCCGCCGCCCGCGCGCAUGCGCCGCCGGAGCGCGAGGGUCGGCUUCGGGUGUGUGGUGGCGGCAGAGCGGAGCUGCGAGGCCCGAGAGUCAGAACCUGGGGGAGAGGGAUGGUCUCUGCACCGGGGGGAGCCGGAGGAGCCGCCGCCGCUGCCGACGCCACCGCCGCAGCCGCCGCCGCCGCCGCCCCGGCGCCCGCCUCUCAGCGCUGACGGCCGCGUACGAAGCCGGCGAGGGGGAGCCAGCCACCACGGUCGCCGGCACGCCGCCCAGCAUGGUCCGGGAAACCAGGCACCUCUGGGUGGGAAACUUACCGGAGAACGUGCGGGAAGAGAAGAUCAUCGAGCAUUUCAAACGAUAUGGCCGCGUGGAAAGUGUCAAAAUUCUCCCCAAGCGGGGGUCUGAAGGAGGAGUGGCUGCCUUUGUGGAUUUUGUGGACAUCAAAAGUGCACAGAAAGCGCACAACUCAGUCAACAAAAUGGGAGAUAGAGACCUACGCACGGAUUAUAAUGAACCAGGCACUAUUCCAAGUGCUGCUCGGGGAUUGGAUGAUACAGUUUCCAUAGCAUCUCGUAGUAGAGAGGUUUCUGGGUUCAGAGGAAGUGGUGGAGGGCCUGCUUAUGGCCCCCCACCAUCACUUCAUGCACGAGAAGGACGCUAUGAACGGAGACUCGAUGGGGCUUCAGAUAACAGGGAGCGUGCUUAUGAACAUAGUGCCUAUGGACACCAUGAACGGGGGACAGGAGCAUUUGAUCGGACGAGACAUUACGAUCAGGAUUACUAUAGAGACCCUCGAGAGCGGACUUUACAACACGGGCUCUAUUACACUUCUCGGAGUCGAAGUCCAAACCGCUUUGAUGCUCAUGACCCCCGAUAUGAACCUAGGGCUCGGGAACAGUUUACACUGCCCAGCGUGGUACACAGGGAUAUCUACAGGGACGACAUUCCCCGGGAGGUACGAGGCAGAAGGCCAGAGCGCAGCUACCAGCACAGCAGGAGUCGGUCACCACAUUCGUCCCAGUCUAGAAACCAGUCUCCGCAGAGGCUGGCUAGCCAAGCGUCUAGACCCACCAGGUCCCCCAGCGGCAGCGGCUCUCGAAGUAGAUCCUCCAGUAGCGAGUCGAUGAGCAGCAGUACCAGCACCAGCACCGACAGUAGUGACUCCAGCAGCACCUCAAGUGAUGACUCUCCAGCCAGGUCAGUUCUGUCUGCCGCAGUCCCCGCACCCACUUCCCAGUUGCUUUCGUCUCUUGAAAAAGAUGAGCCCCGGAAAAGUUUUGGGAUCAAAGUUCAGAAUCUUCCAGUACGCUCUACAGAUACAAGCCUUAAAGAUGGCCUUUUCCAUGAAUUUAAGAAGUUUGGCAAGGUGACUUCAGUGCAGAUCCAUGGGGCCUCUGAGGAGAGGUAUGGCCUGGUGUUCUUUCGGCAGCAAGAGGACCAAGAAAAAGCACUGACUGCAUCAAAGGGAAAACUUUUCUUUGGCAUGCAGAUUGAGGUGACUGCAUGGAUAGGGCCAGAAACAGAAAGUGAAAAUGAAUUUCGGCCCUUGGAUGAAAGGAUAGAUGAAUUUCAUCCCAAAGCAACAAGAACUCUUUUUAUUGGCAACCUUGAAAAGACGACUACUUACCAUGACCUUCGAAACAUCUUUCAGCGCUUUGGAGAAAUUGUGGACAUUGACAUUAAGAAAGUGAACGGAGUCCCUCAGUAUGCCUUCCUGCAGUACUGUGAUAUUGCCAGUGUGUGUAAGGCUAUCAAGAAGAUGGACGGAGAGUACCUUGGAAAUAACCGCCUCAAGCUGGGUUUCGGAAAGAGCAUGCCUACAAACUGUGUGUGGCUAGACGGGCUUUCUUCAAACGUGUCUGAUCAGUAUUUAACACGGCAUUUCUGCCGCUACGGGCCUGUGGUAAAGGUGGUGUUUGACCGCUUAAAAGGCAUGGCUCUGGUUCUCUACAAUGAGAUUGAGUAUGCACAAGCAGCUGUCAAGGAGACCAAGGGCAGGAAAAUUGGUGGGAAUAAAAUUAAGGUGGACUUUGCAAAUCGGGAGAGCCAAUUGUCAUUUUAUCACUGCAUGGAGAAGUCUGGUCAAGAUAUCAGAGACUUCUAUGAAAUGCUAACAGAGAGAAGAGAGGAACGAAGAGGAUCCUAUGACUACAGCCAAGAUCGGACAUACUAUGAAAGUGUUCGGACUCCGGGCACCUACCCUGAGGACUCCAGGAGGGACUAUCCAGCUCGAGGGAGAGACUUUUACUCCGAGUGGGAAACGUACCAAGGAGAAUAUUAUGAGUCCCGAUACUAUGAUGACCCUCGAGAAUACAGAGAAUAUAGGAGUGAUCCUUAUGAACAAGAUAUUCGGGAAUACAGCUAUAGGCAAAGAGAACGGGAGCGAGAACGGGAGAGAUUUGAGGUUGACCGGGACCAUGAAAGGAGGCCCAUUGAGCGAAGUCAGAGUCCAGUCCACUUGCGUCGUCCACAGAGUCCUGGGGUGUCUCCUGCACAUUCGGAGAGAUUGCCAAGUGACUCUGAGAGGAGACUGUACCGCCGGUCCUCAGAGCGAAGUGGGAGCUGCAGCUCAGUGUCCCCACCACGGUACGAUAAACUGGAGAAGGCUCGAUUGGAGCGCUAUACAAAAAACGAAAAGACGGAUAAAGAACGAACUUUUGAUCCUGAGAGAGUGGAGAGGGAGAGACGAAUAAUUCGGAAGGAAAAAGUAGAAAAGGACAAACCUGACAGGCAGAGACGGAAAGGAAAAGGUCAUUCUCCUAGCUCUCAGUCUUCCGAGACAGAGCAAGAGAACGAGGGAGAGCAGCAGAGCCCUGAGAAAAGCCGGAGUUCUACCAAACUGAGCAGAGAGAAAGCCGACAAGGAAGGGCCAGCCAAGAACCGUCUGGAGCUCGUGCCUUGUGUGGUUUUGACUCGAGUGAAGGAAAAGGAGGGGAAAGUCAUUGACCACCCUCAGAUGGAAAAGCUCAAAGCCAGAUUUGAUCACGACACUGCUAAACCUUCAGCCCCGGGGCAGAAGUCCCAGGCCUCUCAGAUGGAGCUGGCCAAGUCAGACUCGUCUACAGUGGAGUCCGCUAGAGGGAAAGCACUGAGGGAAAAGGCCCUUUCCAGCCACGCAGAGUCGGUGGAUAAGGAGGGCAGGCCUAAACUCAGGAAGCACCUCAAACCGGAGCAGACGCCUGAGGGCCUGAGCGCUGUGGACCUGGAGAAGCUUGAAGCAAGGAAAAGGCGCUUUGCAGACUCCAACUUGAAAGCAGAAAAGCAAAAACCAGAAGUCAAGAAAAGCAGCCCUGAGACAGAGGACACUCGAGUGCUUCUAAAGAAGCAGCCUGAUGUGUCAAGAGACAGUGUUCUGGUGAGGGAAGGCGAGUCCGAACGAAAGCCCGUGAGAAAAGAAAUCCUUAAAAGGGAAUCAAAAAAAACCAAGCUGGACAGACUUAAUUCGGCUCCCAGCCCCAAAGACUGCCAGGAGCCUGCUGCUGUCUCCUCAGGGUCUGGCUCACAGCCCAGCUCAGAUGGACACCCAGGCCUGGGAGAUCAAAUACACGCAUCUGUGGAAAGUCAAGAAGCCCAGCCCAAAAAAGCCAUCCCCUCAAAACCUCAGCCCAAACAGCUGCAGCUCCUAGAUAAUCAAGGGCCGGAGAAAGAGGAAGUCAGGAAAAACUAUUGCCGUCUUCGUGAGGAGCCAUCCGAGCAUAAAGCAGGCCAGGAGAAGCCACACGCACUAAAUGCUGAAGAGAAGCUUGGCAUUGACAUUGAUCACACACAGAGUUACCGAAAACAGAUGGAACAGAGUCGCAGAAAACAGCAGAUGGAGAUGGAAAUAGCCAAGUCUGAGAAGUUUGGCAGUCCUAAAAAAGAUGUAGAUGAAUAUGAAAGACGGAGCCUUGUUCAUGAGGUCGGCAAGCCCCCCCAGGAUGUCACUGACGACUCACCCCCCAGCAAAAAGAAAAGGAUGGAUCAUGUUGAUUUUGACAUCUGUACCAAAAGGGAGAGAAAUUACAGAAGUUCACGGCAGAUCAGUGAGGACUCUGAAAGGACCAGCUGUUCUCCCAGCGUCCGCCAUGGCUCCUUCCAUGAAGAUGACGACACCCUGAGUUCCCCUAAGCUAAUGUCAGUAAAAGGGUCCCCUAAAGUGGAUGAUAAGGGUCUCCCCUAUUCUAAUGUAUCAAUGAGAGAAGACACCUUAAAAUUUACUCCUUAUGAUUGUAGCAAGAGAGAACAUGCGGCGGACAUGGCCAGAAUAAAGCUGUCUGUCUUGAAUUCUGAAGAGGACCCGCAUCGUUGGGACCCUCAGGGGAAACAGGACCCCAGCAGGUUUGACGUGAGUUUUCCAAACAGCAUAAUCAAGAGAGACAGUUUACGGAAGAGGUCUGUGCGAGAUCUGGAACCUGGCGAGGUGCCCUCUGACUCUGAUGAGGAUGCUGAGCACAAAUCCCAGUCACCCAGGGCCUCUACCUUCUACGACAGCCCUCGGCUGUCUUUUUUAUUGAGGGACAGAGACGACAAACUACGUGAACGAGAGGAAAGACUGUCUAGUUCUUUAGAAAGAAAUAAAUUUUAUUCUUUUGCUCUGGAUAAGACAAUCACACCAGACACUAAAGCUUUGCUAGAAAGAGCUAAGUCUCUUUCCUCAUCCCGUGAAGAAAACUGGUCUUUUCUUGACUGGGACUCCCGCUUUGCUAAUUUUCGAAAUAACAAAGAUAAAGAAAAGGUUGACUCUGCCCCAAGACCUAUUCCAUCCUGGUACCUGAAAAAGAAGAAAAUCAGGACUGACUCAGAGGGGAAAAUGGAUGAUAAGAAGGAUGACCACAGGGAAGAGGAACAGGAGAGGCAAGAACUGUUUGCCUCUCGGUUUUUACAUAGCUCCAUCUUUGAACAAGAUUCUAAGCGGCUGCAGCAUCUUGAAAGGAAGGGCGAGGAGUCCGACUUCCCUCCUGGAAGGCUGUACAGCAGACAAGCAUCUGACGGAGCCAACAGCAUGAGUGACUCGGUCCAGGAGCCCGUGGUGCUGUUCCACAGCAGAUUCAUGGAGCUCACGCGGAUGCAGCAGAAAGAAAAGGAGAAGGACCAGAAGCCCAAAGAGGCUGAGAAACAGGAGGACCCAGAGUAUAUUUCCAAGACCCCGGAACCUGCCACUGAGACUAAAGAGCUGGAGCCAAAAGCCCCCGUGUCAGUUGGGCUUCCUGCAAUCACCCCCGUGACACCAGAACCAGCAUCAUCAGCACCAGAGAAGGCUGAGAAAAUGGCAGAGGCUCCUUUGCUGGCAGAAGAGAAGCCUGUGGAGCCAGCCCCCAUCUUGGAGGAGGCAAAGUUGGCAUCUGAGCCAGUUCCUGUCCUCAUGGAACAGCCCAAGCAGGUAGAGGUACCCCCAGGAGAAGGCUCCAGAGAAAGUCCUGCAGUGGUGCAUCAGGCUACUCAAGAAAGCCCAGCUACUGAGCCCAUCCCUUCUGUGAGUGCCGAGCCUCCCGCUCCUGGGACUGCAAUUUCCAAGAUAGAAAACAAUAUAGAUCCAAAACCCAGCAGUCCCCAGCCGCUUUCAAAACUAACUCAGAAGUCUGAGGAAGCUGAAGAGCUAAGAGUGGAGAAGCCAGAUGCAGCUCCGAGCAUUGAACCCAGUGUCACUCAGAAACCUGAAGUUAUGCCUGAAGUUCAGCCCCCAGCGUCUGAAGAUGUAGAGGCCAAUCCUCCAGUCUCUGCGAAAGACAAGAAAACAAACAAAAGCAAGCGUUCCAAGACACCGGUCCAGGCAGCUGUCGCAAGCAUCGUGGAGAAGCCCGUCACCAGAAAGAGCGAGAGGAUAGACCGGGAAAAGCUGAAGCGGUCCAGCUCUCCUCGUGGAGAAGCACAGAAGCUGUUAGAACUGAAGAUGGAGGCGGAGAAGAUUACAAGGACUGCAUCUAAAAGCUCUGGAGGGGACCCUGAGCUCCCUGAGCCUAGCCUGCCUCUCAGCCGAACCAGGCGCCGGAAUGUCAGGAGCGUUUAUGCCACCAUGGGUGAUCACGAAAGCCGCUCUCCAGCUAAAGAGCCUGCUGAGCAGCCCAGACUGACCAGGAAGAGAUUGGAACGGGAACUGCAGGAGGCCGUGGUAGUUCCCACCACCCCUCGGAGGGGAAGGCCUCCUAAAACUCGCCGGCGUGCUGAUGAGGAUGAAGAGCAUGAGACGAAAGAGCGAGCAGAAACAUCCAAGCCUGCUGAGGGGUGGAGGUCUCCGAGGUCUCAGAAGGCUGCAGCCGCUGGCGGGCCCCAUGGGAAAAGGGGGAGAGGCGAGCAAAAAGCUGAGGCUGCUGCUGAGGGUGGUGCCCAGGUGAACACGAGAGAAAGUAACACUAAGUCCAGGGGUGACAGAGAAGCAGCCAGCGAGGCCAAACGUGACAGGAGAGACACCAGCACAGACAAAAAUGGACCCAACGCCUUCCCAGUCGAGACAUUGGAGAGAAAACUGCCUCCUGAGAAAACCAAACCAAAGAGGGGACGUGCUCGCAGCACCAGGUCAGCAAUGGACAGGGCUGCACAUCUGAAAAGCCUGGAAAUGGCCACCCGGGCUGCAGGGCAGGCUGUGGACAAGGAAGCUGGGCUUGUGGCAGUCUCUCCUGAGAAAAACAAGAGCCCCCCAAGGGAAAGUGUCUCCUCGUCUCAGCUGAAACAUGACCCAAUUGGUCCUGAGAAAGAGAAGGAAGAUGUGUCUGCCUCCACGGUGUCCCCAGGAGCCACACAGCUAGCCAAGCAGAUGGAGCUGGAACAGGCCGUGGAGAAUAUUGCAAAGCUCGCCGAGCCCUCCACUGGUGCAGCUGACAAGGGAGCAGCCACAGGGACACCUGCAGGCCCUGCUGUGGAGGACGGCCACAAGCCUGCACACCAGGCAAGUGAGACCGAACUGGCGGCGGCCAUUGGCUCCAUCAUCAGUGACAGUUCUGGAGAGCCUGAAAACUUGUCUGCGUCUCCCUCCUUCCCCUCAGGAUCUCAGCCGCAUCAACAGGAAGGAACGGAGCCAGGGCCCUCUGGUGCCACAUCUGGAACCUCAGCGGCAGAUGCUGUUCCAGAGUCUUCUGGCCCACAGAGCAGUGCCUCGAACCCCUCAGCAGGUUCUGCAGACACCAAGGAAGCCAGAGGGAACAGCAGUGAGUCUGUACAGGAAGCCAAGGGGUCUAAAGUGGAAGUCACUCCUCCCCGGAAAGACAAAGGACGUCAAAAGACACGACGCCGAAAAAGGAAUGCAAACAAGAAAGUGGUCGCUGCUACAGAGACUCGUACUUCUGAGACCGAGCAGGCUCAAAGUGAAAGCCCUGCUGCUAAUGAGGCAACAGCAGCACCCCCAGAAGCUCCCCAGGAAGAAAAGCAGAGUGAAAAGCCUCAGUCCCCUCCUCCUCAGGAAUGCACCUCUGACCCAGUCAAGACCCCACCUGCUGAGAGUCCCCGUCAGGAAAGCAGUGUUGAAGAAAAGACUCCAUGCAAAGCACCCACACCCCCUGACCUCCCACCUCUUUCCCAGCCAUCGCUGGUGGAUGAUGAACCCCAGGCUAGGUUCAAGGUGCAUUCAAUCAUCGAAAGUGAUCCGGUGACCCCACCCAGUGACUCAAGCUUACCUCCACCCACAAUUCCUUUAGUGACAAUAGCAAAGCUCCCACCCCCUGUCAUUCCUGGGGGAGUCCCACAUCAGAGUCCCCCCACUAAGGUGACAGAGUGGAUCACCAGACAGGAGGAGCCUCAGGCUCAGUCUGCCCCAUCUCCAGCUCUUCCCCCAGACACAAAGGCCUCUGACGUGGACACCAGCUCUAGCACACUGAGGAAGAUCCUCAUGGACCCCAAAUAUGUAUCUGCCACCGGGGUUACUUCCACAAGUGUCACCACAGCCAUUGCAGAGCCCGUGAGUGCUGCUCCUUGUCUGCACGAGGCACCAGUCCCUCCAGGUGAACCCAAACAUCCUCCCUUAGAAGAAAAGUCAGCAACUCCAGUGUCAAAUGCUUCUGACACACAGCCCUCAGAGGUCCCAGUAGCUGCUGACAAAGAGAAGGUGGCCCCGGUCAUUGCCCCUAAAAUCACAUCUGUCAUCAGCCGGAUGCCUGUCAGCAUUGACCUGGAGAAUUCGCAGAAGAUAACUUUGGCAAAACCCGCUCCUCAGACCCUGACUGGCCUGGUGAGUGCCCUGACUGGCCUGGUGAAUGUCUCUCUGGUCCCAGUGAAUGCCUUAAAGGGUCCUGUGAAGGGCUCAGUGGCCACACUGAAGGGUUUAGUGAGCACCCCUGCUGGGCCUGUGAAUCUCCUGAAGGGGCCUGUGAAUGUGCUCACUGGGCCCGUCAAUGUCCUGACCACUCCAGUGAGUGCCACAGUGGGCACGGUGAACGCUGCCCCGGCUCCUGUGAAUGCUGCUGCAGGUGCAGUGACUGCCGCAUGUGGCGUGACCGCCACAACAGGCACAGCAGCUAUGACAGGUGCAGUGAGUGCGCCAUCAGCAAAGGGCAAACAGAGGUCAAGCAGCAAUGAGAACAGUCGCUUCCACCCUGGGUCUAUGUCAGUGAUUGAUGAGCGUCCAGCAGACACAGGCUCUGGUGCAGGGCUGCGUGUGAACACUUCAGAAGGAGUCGUGCUUCUGAGCUACUCAGGACAGAAGACGGAAGGCCCACAGCGGAUCAGUGCCAAGAUCAGUCAGAUCCCUCCAGCCAGUGCAAUGGACAUUGAGUUUCAGCAGUCAGUGUCUAAGUCCCAGGUGAAAGCAGAUUCUGUCACCCCAUCCCAGUCUGCACCCAAAGGCCCUCAGACCCCUUCAGCUUUUGCAAAUGUGGCCACCCAUUCCACCCUGGUCCUGACCGCCCAGACAUACAAUGCCUCUCCGGUGAUCUCCUCUGUGAAGACGGACCGUCCGUCCUUGGAAAAGCCUGAGCCCAUUCACCUCUCAGUGUCCACGCCUGUCACCCAAGGUGGCACAGUGAAGGUUCUCACUCAGGGCAUCAACACACCCCCGGUGCUGGUUCACAACCAGCUUGUUCUCACCCCAAGCAUAGUCACCACUAACAAGAAACUUGCUGACCCCGUCACUCUGAAAAUAGAGACCAAGGUCCUUCAGCCAGCUAACCUGGGGCCCACCCUCACUCCCCACCACCCUCCUGCCCUGCCCAGCAAAUUGCCUACAGAAGUGAACCAUGUUCCUUCGGGACCCACCACCCCAGUAGAUCGAACCAUCUCCCACUUGGCAGCCACAAAGCCAGAUACACAUCCUCCUCGACCUAGUGGGCCUACACCAGGCCCAUUCCCAAGGGCAUGCCAUCCCAGCAGCACCACAUCCACACCACUCUCCACCAAUGCCACCGUCAUGCUGGCUGCAGGCAUUCCAGUGCCCCAGUUCAUCUCCAGUAUCCACCCGGAGCAGUCUGUCAUCAUGCCACCCCACAGCAUCACUCAGACCGUGUCCCUUGGUCACCUUUCACAAGGUGAGGUGAGAAUGAACACACCCACAUUACCCAGCAUCACCUACAGCAUCCGGCCAGAAACUCUGCACUCUCCUCGGGCCCCUCUGCAGCCCCAGCAGAUAGAGGCAAGGGCCCCACAGCGUGUGGGCACACCCCAGCCUGCCACAGCUGGUGUGCCUGCCCUGGCCACCCAGCACCCUCCUGAGGAAGAAGUCCACUAUCACCUCCCUGUGGCUAGAGCUGCAGCCCCCGUGCAGUCAGAAGUGCUGGUCAUGCAGUCUGAGUACCGACUACACCCGUACACUGUGCCCCGAGACGUGAGGAUCAUGGUGCACCCACAUGUGACUGCUGUCAGUGAGCAGCCCAGGGCCAAUGAGGGGGUAGUAAAGGUGCCACCAGCCAGCAAGGCCCCCCAGCAGCUGGUGAAAGAAACCGUUAAGACUUCUGAUGCCAAAGCAAUCCCUGCCCCGGCCCCUGGCCCCGUGCCUACCCCUGCUCCUAACCCCCAUGGUGAAGCCCGCAUUCUCACAGUCACCCCCAGCAACCAGCUUCAGGGGCUGCCUCUGACCCCACCUGUGGUUGUGACCCAUGGGGUGCAGAUUGUGCACUCCAGCGGUGAGCUGUUCCAGGAAUAUAGGUACGGAGAUAUCCGCACCUACCAUGCCCCCGCUCAGCUCACACACACUCAGUUUCCUGUCGCCUCCUCCGUCAGCCUACCCUCCAGGACCAAGACUUCUGCACAGGGCCCUCCUGAAGGUGAGCCCUUGCAGACCGCACAGCCUGCGCAGCCUGCCCCGUCUACGCAGCCCACGCAGCCUGCACCACCUGCUCCACCCUGCCAGCCCUCCCAACUUAGCCAGCCUGUCCAGCCGCUGAGUAGCAAGAUGUCCCAGGUCUCCCAAGAAGCAAAGGGGACUCAGACAGGAAUGGUAGAGCAGCCUCGUCUCUCAGCUGUCCCUGCCAGCCGGCCACCUGAGCCCCAUGUUCAGGUUCAGAAGGCACCAGUGGACACAGGGCAGCCAACCCAUCCCUCACCUGUGUCAGUCUCCAUGAAGCCAGACCUCCCAAACCCUCUUCCUUCUCAGGCUGCCCCAAAGCAGCCAUUGUUUGUCCCUGUGGCCUCGGGCACAAGCACCCCACCUGGACUGGCUCUGUCUCACACUGAAGCCCAGCCAGCCCCUAAACAAGAUUCUUCUCCACACCUGACUUCACAAAGGCCUGUGGAUAUGGUCCAGCUUCUGAAGAAAUACCCCAUCGUGUGGCAGGGCCUGCUGGCCCUCAAGAACGACACGGCCGCUGUGCAGCUCCACUUCGUCUCUGGCAACAAUGUCCUGGCCCAUCGGUCUCUGCCUCUCUCUGAAGGCGGUCCCCCGCUGAGGAUUGCCCAAAGGAUGCGGCUAGAGGCCUCGCAGCUGGAAGGGGUUGCCCGGAGGAUGACAGUGGAAACAGAUUACUGUCUGCUGCUGGCUCUGCCCUGUGGUCGUGACCAGGAGGAUGUGGUGAGCCAGACGGAGUCCCUCAAGGCUGCCUUCAUCACUUACCUGCAGGCCAAGCAGGCAGCGGGGAUUAUCAAUGUUCCAAACCCUGGCUCCAAUCAGCCCGCCUAUGUGCUGCAGAUCUUCCCACCCUGUGAGUUCUCGGAGAGUCACCUCUCCCGCCUGGCCCCUGACCUCCUUGCUAGCAUCUCCAACAUCUCUCCCCACCUCAUGAUCGUUAUUGCCUCUGUGUGAGGCUCUGCUGCAGAAAAGAUGAACGGACAGAACCGUGGACAACCCAGCCAGGCAGAGGGGAAGCUGCUGAGGGGCAGACUGCCCUGGCUCUCACGCCCACCCGGCUCUGUGGACAGACCUCCUCUGGGGGUGGUGCUGCUUGUAUGUUUACAUGAAAUUCUCGCCCAGGACAGACCACCAACCCAUGGACUCACAGAAACCUUAGGGGCUGGCCUUCCUCGUUCGGAGAAAAGGAACAAGACAGUGGGAGUCUGUUUGUGUUCAGCAGAACAGCCUUUGCACUGAAUUAGUGACUUGCACAGCGAACACAGGUGUGGCUCUCUGGACAUGUGGACGGGAGCACACUGCGGACUCUCAUGCAGGACUCGGGACUUGUGCUGAAGCCUUGGUGUCAAGGAACAUUUCAUUGGGUAUUUUUGCCCUGUCGCCUCCUUUCUUCCCUGCUCAUCGGACAUGUCAUUGUUCUUAAUUCUCCUGCCGCCGCCGCCACCUUCGACUCAUCAGAUGUACAGUUUACAGUUGAGUAAAAGCGAACAGAAGGAUUUUCUUUCUUGGUCGGAUGUGCAGAACUUGGGAUGUGUAUAUAUAAAUAUAUAUAUAUAUAAUAUAUAUAUAUAUAAAAUACUGACUUAAAUCAAAUUUCCCUGACAUACUUUUUUUUAAUCUGUGCCAAAAAUGUGUUUUCAAAGAAAAUCUUAUUUUCAUACUCAGACUUUAUACCGUCACUCAUUUGUAUAAGUGCGCUUCGUUACAGCACGGGUCCCAACUCCGGCAACAUGGAAGUGUCACACAGCACCUGUACAAAAAGACCUGGCCAACUCCCUCUUCCUGUGACUUGGACCUCUCCCUGACUUCCUAACACUUAUUAAUUUAUGAAACUGUUUUUCUCAGCGCAGUUUUGUUGUGUGUCCAUUGGAUUACAAACUUUAUUAAAAAAUACAAAACA
Alexandromys fortis (reed vole) is the source of this 12137-nucleotide messenger RNA. RefSeq names its product spen family transcriptional repressor (gene Spen). The transcript is spliced from 15 exons. NCBI's taxonomy places the organism in Eukaryota, Metazoa, Chordata, Mammalia, Rodentia, Cricetidae. Gene Ontology annotation, molecular function: mRNA binding. Gene Ontology annotation, cellular component: nucleus. The record is from RefSeq and is a predicted model, not a curated record. Gene Ontology annotation, biological process: regulation of transcription by RNA polymerase II. The coding region runs from base 329 to 11191 and encodes 3620 amino acids.